Messenger RNA from Heterostelium album PN500, 261 nucleotides. RefSeq lists its product as uncharacterized. The record is from RefSeq and is a predicted model, not a curated record. Lineage: Eukaryota; Evosea; Eumycetozoa; Acytosteliales; Acytosteliaceae. The coding region runs from base 1 to 261 and encodes 86 amino acids. The transcript has 4 exons.
AUGGUAAUGUUAGCUGAAAUCGACGAGAACAAUUUAAAAUUAAAAUCAAUUGAAUUGCAACAACAAUCCAACGAACAAUUGAAAAUUGUCAGUGCAACAGCAAUGAGCAAAAAAAAAACAACAACAACAAAAACAACAGUUCACUCAAAGUUGAACACAUUAGCAUUGAUGAAGAAGUUGUCAGAAAAAUGCCAAAUACUUGAUGAUGAGGGUUCAACGACCAUAGAUCUGACGAAUACUAAUUUUGGACCAUAUGGUUGA